AAAACAUAUGUUUACGUAAAUAUGUUUGUGCAGUAAGCUUUUGUUUAUCGCCUAGCACUGUGCUCGAGCGCACUAAGCAGCGCUUUAUUGGAUCUGUCCAACACAGACGGUAAUAUUAUGCAGGCUUCCCUUAUCAGCUGUUGUUGUGGUACCGCCAGUGAGAAUCGUUGUACCCACAACUGCAACAACAAUAGGACAGCUGCAGCUGAAAAACAGAAACAAAAGUGUAUUGUCGAACAAUAGGCAGAUACAAUCAGCUUAAGAUUUGCUGCCUCAGUCGCACUUGGAAGUGUGCGUGUUCAGUGAACUGCGCUUAAAGCAGUCGUCAAAAUCAGAGCAACACAAAUCAGUGAAUUUAAUAGAAAAAUAUUAGCAGCAGGUGUCGGAGUGGUAUGAACAAUGGAAACAAUGGAGACACUGCAAGAGCCACAGGAAGAAUUACACCAGCUAAUCGAAGUACUCUCCAAAGAAGAUGAGCAAAUAGUCAGGUCCUUUAUAAAAUGUCUGAGUGGAAGCGGUGGUCAGUCCCACUAUGAGCGUCUACAGGCCCUGCUGGUUGCCUCGCCCUAUCCGACGCUGCAAAUACUGCAGAUCCUACAUGGCCAGUCCAAAUUCCAUAUAGGUCGCAUUAUUAGCGCAGCCCUCAGACAAAUGCUCGACGAUGACGCAUCCGCGUCGUCACCAGCGCCGACCCGCCUUCUCAGCGUGCUGUCGAACUUUCCACAACAAAUACUCGAAGCAGCAACAAUGCAGCAAAAACUUAAUGAGCGAAUAGAGGCUGUUUCAUGGAACUAUAAUGAGGAUUUAAUGCUAUCUCUACUAUCGCGCCGAGACUGCAACCUGAUAAACACUGUGUUUCACACUCAAAAGCAGGAGCAGCAAAUCCAGUGGCGCAAUUUAAAGGAAGCACAACAGCUAGUGCUGCACCUGGCCCUCCAUCAGCGGGAUCACUUUGUGCCCAGGCUGUGUCAGCAGUUGAAGAACUUUGAAUGCAUUCAAGAUUGCACACUGCGCAACAAUUUACUGAUACUGCGGCUAGCCAAUGAAUUCGUUAUGAGCACCCAAACGCUGGACGAGCUGGCUGAACUCGGUCAGGCACUGGAGGCCUUCAAUGUUGCCGCUGUGCCCGCCGAGCUGCAGCCAGUGCAUCAGUUCUUUUACUGUGACUUUCAGCGUCUCUGUGUGCUGCUCAAGUUUCUGGAGAAACAGCAAGGUGGGAACGCUUGUAAGACCAUCAAAGUGGAUGCCCUUUUGCGUGCACCAGGUGUACUCUCUCUGGUACACGAAUAUGGCAUACAAUGCGAUAGUGAGCAAAUAGUUCAGCUCAUUGAAGACACCUAUAAAUGGCAACAGCAGACGCCAGCUCUCAAGUGCGUUCGCACCGAAGAAAUGGAAAUAUUGAGCUACUAUCAAGCGCUUAGUCAUGUUCUCAAUGUGAUAUUGGAGCAGCACGAUUCUACGAUUAGGGAACAGCUCUUGUUGCUCUCCACACAGCUGCGUCAGCUUCGAGGACUCAGCACUCUCUGCUCCGUGCUGAUGGACAUCUUUCAAUUGGUAUUCCUGCGCUGGGAGCAGCUGCAACAGUCAAAUCAGCGUGUCAGCGACGACGACGAGGAGGAUGACGAUGAUGAGCAGUAUGUGGACGAUGAUGCGACGCCUCCACGCACAGCCAAUGCCAUCAGCAAGGCACAGAGACGUUAUGGCUUCAUUUGCCGAGCACCCGUUUUGUAUGCUCUCUUUAGCUAUCUGAAAAGCUUUGUUACCAAGAAGCUGCACACGCAGGACUUUAAAUGCGCUACGGAGGAACAACAACGCUGCUUCCAGCGCCUGGUGGAUGCCAUCAGUGAGGCGCUAUGGAAGUUCGGUGUCUUGCAGAAAAUCGAGCAAUCCCUAACAAAGGCAACACCACUGCGAGGUUGCCAUUUGGAGCCGGAACAAUUGCUCCAGCUGAUUCAACAGCACAGCCACACACGGGAAAAGGCCUCCAGCGACGACGAGAGCCGUGAACGAUGCUAUCACGCCUCGAGUCUAACCCGACGCAAGUCACGCAAGCAACGGCGGGCGGCUAGCUUCAGUGGACCGGCAGCAACUAGAGCAGCGGAUGGACCCACACUCGAGCAGUGUCGUGCCCGUGCCCAUCAGUUCAUACUGAACGGAGAAUCCCGGCAAAUUGAGCCACAGAUGGCCGUGUCCACCACACCGCCAGCGGAUCGCUCCAUUAUACCCAAAAUGCUGAGCACGCCCGAGCAAUUGGCAAUCAUGGCGUUGGCUCUCAAGAACUUCAAUGAUGUUAAGUAUAUCAUAGAGACCUUUCACUUGGAGGACAGUCAGUUGAAUCGGGAGCUGCAGUUCAUGGAGCAUCAGCAGCUUAUCAAACAAAAGUUGUCCAGCAUCUAUGCAAACUAUGAGGCCUUGGAUGGUGAUGGCAAUGCAACCACAGGCAGCACCACAACAACUGUGGAAAAGAUCAAAAGCGUUGCUGCCAAAGGCUUUGAGUUAUCCAAGAUCAUCAGCGUCGUGGACAACUUUGCACAGGCCCAAAAGCUGCAGCACAGUGCCGAGCUAAGGAGUCUUCUCCAACGGCACAGCACGAAUGCCCAGUAUGGAUUCCUGCAGCAGUUCCAGGAGCGCAACUUGAAUGCCCUGAUUAUAUGUGAUUUAAUUGUGAAUCUACGAUUCAAUCGAGAGAUCACUUGCAAUCUCUUGCUGGUCAUACGCCGCCAGCAGCAGCAGCAACAACAACCACAGCAGCAACUACCCUCUGAUGGUUCAAGUUCAGCAAGUCCACGUGAGAUUGGCGCCAUGUAUCUGAUACAAAAUCUCUGCGAGUGUAUGCGUCUCCUUGAGGCUGCUGGACAGAAACCAGCACUGAGCGAGCUGCUGCAUCGACACAGUUAUGCCCUGAAGCCGUCAUCUCUGGCAUUACAGCUGCAGCGGGAAGUUGCCUUCACGACGCUCUACAAGAAGACAUCGCCGGAUUAUGCACAUUCCAGGGAAUUGCGCACACAUGCUUCGCUUUUCCAGCAAUUGAAAUCGCGCCACAAUUAUUAUGCCCGAUUUUGUGGCUAUGUGCAGCAGCUGGCACGUCUGCUUCAGCUGCGCGAUCCCAAUCUGGAGUACCACAACACACAGCUGUUGCGUCACGAUCCCUACCAGGUGAUUGGCGAGCUAAUUUACGAAUGCGAUAUCACACCCUUGGAGAUUGAGAGCAAUGUAACAGCUCUGCACCUGAAUUUGGUGCAUGUUAUAGCAUUAAAUAUAUGUCCACAGCUGACUGAAGGCGGCGCGAAACAGACGCCACGUUCAGUGCAGCCCCAGAAACAGGAGACGAUACACAACUAUAUAUUCCAGCACAAUCAAUUGCUGGCCCAAUUACUGCAGGCAGUCCAAUUGGGCGACCUUGCGCCGAUCAUUACAGAGGAGACGACCCUAAACUAUGCUUACCUACACCAAUUGAUGCAGCUGCCCGAGAUGUCAACUCUGGCGCUGAUGUACGACCGGAAUCCUGUGAUGGCUGCUCUCCACACCUACAAACUGGACAGCACAACGCUGGAGCGUCUGGAGCUGAGCAAAGAGCUGCAAUUGAACAUUCUAUUGCUGGGCAUUGGUGGCCAGAGUGAACCAACUAGACAAUUGAAGUGUCGCAUUGAUCACUUAAUUAUUCAACUGAUAGAGGAGGAUCCACGGCAAAUACAACUGGCUGCCCAUCUGAACGAUUUGGGGACACGAGCGAAUCUGCUGCAACAACACUUUACCAAGAUCCCGAGCAGUCAACUGGCAAAGGAUCUUAUCGAACGCACGUUGCAGCAUCGGGAGGCGACACGGGACAUUCCGUCCACACUGCGAGGUCAACUGGAGCACACUCUGACGGACAUAACGAUAUAUGCAAAGGUCUCGGCGCUGCUCCAGUUCGAGAGUUGGCCACAGGCCUAUGACUUUGGCCGGCAAACGCCGAAUGUGAUAUUUGAACAGUUGCUGCAGGGACGUCAUUUUGAAUUGUGCUACGAAUGGUGCCGCAUGGUGCAGCUAACCGAUGCAGCUGGACAGCAGCGGGUCUGCCUGCUCACCCUUUUGGAUACACUGCUGGAGUUGAGCGAUGAUGAUGAUUUGGAUGUUAACCUGCUGCACAUUGCGGAGUUAUUUCCAUCCGCUGUGUUGGUCAACUUUCUGGACACGCACAAGGACAAGAUGCGUUCGCUGGCACUUUUGCAAUGGCUGAUUGACUACUUGGAGCAUCAUGCACGUGAUCCCAAUCCGUAUCGCAAUUACCAGCUGUCUUUAGAGCUGAUGCGACAGUUGCCCAUUGGUGAGCGUCAUCAUUUCUGGGCACUCCUGCGAUAUCCUUUGCUGAUUGUGGAGCAGCUGGUAAUGAACACACGCUUUGAGCUGCUCACCAAAUUGCUGGAGCCGGUGCGAGCAAAGCUGCAGCAACGCAUGCCCCUCGGACCGUGUGCCUACUGCUUCGAGAAGCGUGGCCACGCCUACGAUGUCUACAGCGGCACCAGCAACGGCAAACUGCGCUUCCAGCUGGGUCACUCCAAUACGGAGGCGUUUAUUUUGCUCAACUUUAACUCGUAUCAGCAGGAUCAUGUGAUCAGCAACGACUGCUUCGAUCUGCUGCUAAGAAUCUAUGCCAGCAAGGCGCUGGAUUACCACAUUGCCAAUGUGCGUCGCGACGCCUCUGCGGAACCGGGUUCACUGGGUACAGAUGUCCAGAACUCUUUGGACUCACUGUGCGGCGCCUUUAAGAUGCCCAACGAGGCGCCAACACGGGAGCAGUGGACACCAGAUGAGGAGGCCAGCCACUGCAUGUGUUGUCGUCGUUCCGUUUUCACAAUGCUGAUGCGACGCCAUCACUGCCGCCGUUGUGGUCGUGUCGUCUGCUAUGCCUGCUCCACACAGCGCAUGGUCAUUCCAGAACUGUACGGCGAUGUGGAGGUGCGCGUCUGCAAUGAUUGCUGCAUUCCAGCUGUCGCUGAGCAGCAGCUGCACAUCAAUGAAGCACCAACUAUUCCACCUCGCAGCCACUUAUCCCCGAGUCCUUGCUCAGCCUACAAGUGGCGUCUUAGCGGAAUCAUCACCCACGACAAGCUGCUUCGCGAGGAAUUCUGUUAUGAGCACGCACCGAGCGUUGCCCUCAGUCUGUCCAUAUUGCGGCAUCAUCUUGACCAGCGGCAGUGUGUCGACUUGUUGCUAUUCCAUUGUCGCAAGCUGGAGAAACUGAUUGUGCCCAAUCCGGAGGUGGACUACGAGCUGGUUGCCAAAAUGAUGAGCUGCCUUGCCUUGGCGGCAAAGGUGCGAGGUGCGCCCGACGAAUUUGAAACAAUACGUGAGCACUCGGAGAUUAUAAUGGCCGUGGUGCAGCAGGGCUGUGAGUCCUUGAUUCCAGCUGGACCCUUGAACAAUCACAGUCUGCGGCAACUGGCGGAUGCGUUGGUCGAGGCGGAGAACUGGAAACUGGCACUGGAGGUUCAUUUAAAGUGGGGUUUUGCCACUACAGGAGUAAUGGCGGCUCAUGGCUUAGCCUGUCUACGCGCCGGAUGCUACGAUGCAGCACGUGAAAAGUUUGCGCAUUGCAUGAUACGACUGUCCACUGAGGAGCUCAAUAGUAGCAUAUACAAGGACAUAUUCGGCAAGGGAUCGCCAGUGUUGGCUUCCACGAAUGUUACGGCCGUGCUCAAAAAGCGUCCACAACGUGGACCUGCUCUGCUGCAGGAAAUACUCCAGUUGAUAGCUGCCAUGCCACGGGCACCACCACAACCAGAGACGCUACAACGUGCCUCGCUCAUACGCAACUCGAAUAGCUCCUUGGCGUCCCUCUUCUCGCGUCGCCGAGAGCCGUAUGUGGUGCAGACUCCACUGCACGAGCCGGCGAUCAAUGUGAUGAAUGCUCUGGCCAAUCUGAAGCACAUUGCCAAGGGUCAAUAUGGCGAACAAGCGGUGGCCAUCGGAGCAGAGGACAUUCGUCAGGCACGACAGUCCCGGGACUUUGAGGAAUCUCUGCAUUAUGUACUCACCUAUGGCAGCCACACAGACAUUCUGAUCUUUCUCAUGCAGCGGGACGAGGUACGCGCAGCUCUGCGUUAUUGGCUGCUCCAGCAGCUGGACACGGAUCUAUUCAUACAGCACAUAUUCCUGGUGUCCCUGGCGGCGGGUCGUUUGCCGGCGUUGAUUGAGGAACUGCAGCAAUUGGAUCCCGAUGCACAGUUGAAUGCGUGGCGAGUGACGCUUCUGCAAACCUGUCGAUUUUUGGAGCAGCAUCAACAGCUCAAUUCGCUGUAUCAGCUGCAGCUACUGUUGAAAGAUCCCGUACGAGCAAGCAUGACUUGUGUCAAGUUUUAUCCUCUGCAUUGUGACAACUUUCAGAAGUUGCAUGCGAAUGCCCAGCACUUGAUCUCUGCCCACAUGCAUCUGCAGGGUGAACUGGAUAUGACCAGAUGGGAGUAUUUGCAGCGGGAGCAGCAGACGGAAGGCAGGAGAUCCAGUGUUGUGAGCAAUACUAAUGCCAGCACAUGUAUUACCAUGCAACUGGAUGCACGUGCUCUCAAUGGUCAUAUCAAUACGAUACGACGCCAGAAGGAGCUGGCCAAGUUUCUGGCUCAGUGCGAACGGGAACAGCCUCUGGUUAAUGGAUUUCCCUGCACGAUACAAAUAUUAAAACAGAUCCGACUGGAGGCGCCUCGGAGCACAUUACCCACAUUGUUUGAUGGCGUUGCAGAGAAGAUUCAGCUAUGCAUUCUCGUACUGCUGUGUGGCAAGAAUAUAGACGAAGGCUUUGGCCUGGCAUACGGCAUCAUGCAGGAUUACAAACUAACGUUUAUGAAGGUGUUUGGUGCCACAGCCAAGUAUUUAGCUAAAAAUCAACGUCUAUGCGAGGUGGAUCGCCUACUGGACUGCAUUGCGACCAAUAAUGGUGGCAGUACGGCUUCGGAUUCAGAUGAGCUGCUCUCGAUUGCCAUCAAUUCGGCAGUGCAUAGCCAUGAGCCGGAGAUUAAGCAGGCAUUGGACAAAUUGGUUAAGCGCAUUGGAAGCAUAGAAUUGCGCAUAUCGUCCUACAUUUUUAUUGGCCAACUGAAGUCGGCGUAUUUGUUGGCCAACAAGCAUGAGCGUCUGGCCGACAUUCGAAAAAUAUUGAGACAGGCGGAGAUUACAAAUCAAAUGCACAUUAAGAAACUUUGCGAAAAGAAACUGAACAUAAAUUCAACUGCAAUGUCGCCGACGCCACUGUGAUAACGUAUUCAGUCGGGCAACAUAAUAAUUAUAAUUGUAGUAGCUUUAUUUUAAUACCUUAAUUGUGAAACAAUUGAUUUUAAAUCUUUCCAAAUGCCAAUCAAUAUGUGUUGGUCUAGUAUUUCUUACCCAUUGCUCAAAGACUUUCUUACAAAGUACCAAAUUAUACAUAUACAUAUUUAUCAAG
Messenger RNA from Drosophila innubila, 7417 nucleotides. It is a transcript of the gene Sptz, whose product is annotated as zinc finger FYVE domain-containing protein 26 homolog. Gene Ontology annotation, biological process: mitotic cytokinesis; double-strand break repair via homologous recombination; regulation of cytokinesis. Lineage: Eukaryota; Metazoa; Arthropoda; Insecta; Diptera; Drosophilidae. Gene Ontology annotation, cellular component: centrosome; midbody; lysosomal membrane. The coding region runs from base 400 to 7230 and encodes 2276 amino acids. The record is from RefSeq and is a predicted model, not a curated record. The transcript has 7 exons. Gene Ontology annotation, molecular function: metal ion binding; phosphatidylinositol-3-phosphate binding.